Hylaeus volcanicus is the source of this 1915-nucleotide messenger RNA. It is a transcript of the gene TpnT, whose product is annotated as troponin T, skeletal muscle. Gene Ontology annotation, biological process: muscle contraction; sarcomere organization; regulation of muscle contraction. Gene Ontology annotation, cellular component: troponin complex. The record is from RefSeq and is a predicted model, not a curated record. Bases 263 to 1459 code for a protein of 398 amino acids. NCBI's taxonomy places the organism in Eukaryota, Metazoa, Arthropoda, Insecta, Hymenoptera, Colletidae. Gene Ontology annotation, molecular function: tropomyosin binding. The transcript has 14 exons.
CGUAGCCGUGUAGGCAUCGUUCCGAGUCUUGGUGCUGUCCAGACUCUGCCCGCAGGACUUCAGAGCCGCUCGAGCUGUCGCGGACUCCACAUUCCACCAGCAAAAGCUCUUCGUGACGUGCCUGUUGGAAGCAUCUGUUGCUCGGCUGGUGCCCCGAGGCGAACCCUCAUACCACCACAUACACACUCUCCCACCCACCCACACGUCCAACACACAUUGCCACACAUUCACACCGUUCGAGUCACCUUAACCACCCGCAAACAUGUCUGACGACGAGGAGCAAUACUCCAGCGAGGAGGAGGUGGUCGAGGAAACGGGUAGGGCGUCCCAAAAGGACUCUGGGGAGAAUCCCGAGUUUAUGAAGAGGCAGGAACAGAAGAGAAGCGACCUAGACGAACAGCUCAAGGAAUACAUUGCAGAAUGGCGAAAGCAGAGGGCCAAGGAGGAGGAGGAGCUGAAGAGAUUGAAGGAGAAGCAAGCCAAGCGCAAGAUCACCCGCGCGGACGAGGAGAAGAGAUUGGCUCAGAAAAAGAAGGAGGAGGAAGAACGUCGUCAACGUGAAAUUGAGGAGAAGAAACAACGUGAUAUCGAGGAAAAGAGAAAGCGUCUCGAAGAAUCGGAAAAGAAGCGUCAAGCUAUGAUGCAAGCGAUGAAAGAUCAGAGUAAGAAGGGACCCAACUUCACCAUCACUAGAAAAGAUCUUGCAGGUAACCUAACGUCGGCGCAACUGGAACGCAACAAGACGAAAGAACAGCUCGAAGAGGAGAAGAAAAUCUCGCUGAGCAUCCGCAUCAAACCUUUGGAAAUGGACAAUCUGUCCAUCGAGAAGCUCCGGUCUAAGGCCAACGAUCUUUGGGAUACCAUCGUUAAGCUGGAAACCGAGAAAUACGAUCUUGAGGAGCGACAGAAACGCCAGGAUUAUGAUCUUAAAGAAUUAAAGGAACGUCAGAAGCAGCAGUUGAGGCACAAAGCCUUGAAGAAAGGUCUCGAUCCCGAAGCCCUCACCGGCAAGUACCCUCCCAAGAUCCAAGUCGCCUCCAAAUACGAACGUCGCGUGGAUACCAGGUCCUACGACGAUAAAAAGAAGCUCUUCGAGGGUGGCUAUGACACGCUUUUAGCGGAGUACAACGAGAAACUGUGGAAACAGAAAACAGAACAGUUCAUGAAGCGCAACAAAACGAAGUUGCCGAAAUGGUUCGGCGAGAGGCCAGGCAAGAAGCCAGGAGACCCCGAAUCACCGGAAGGCGAAGAAGACGUGAAGGCUGCGGCUGAGGACGAAGAGCUGGAGGAGCCACAAUUCGAGGAAGAAGAAGAAGAGGAAGAGGAGGAGGAGGAAGAGGAAGAGGGCGGCGAAGGAAAGGAGGGUGAGGGCGAGGGUGAAGAAGAAGAGGAGGAGGAGGAGGAAGAAGAGGAGGAGGAAGAGGAAGAGGAAGAGGAGGAGGAGGAAGAGGAGGAAUAAAAGCCUCUUUUGAAAAAUCAGCACCUAAUCGCAGAUUCAAUCGAUCAAUCAUCAUCAGACAAUCUCGAAACAUCCUUCGAACCAUCGAAUAUAGUCGUGGCGGCAGUAGAGACGACAAUGGCGCGCCGUUGUCCCAGAAUCUCGUCGUUAUAGGUGGCUUUUCGUUUUCGAGUCUUGCGCGAAAUCGGAACAGUUCCGAGAGGACGAUACGAAAUGUCGACUGCACACUGUAUCGCUCUACGAAGAACCUAACUUAUAACGGCGACGAUUCCGGCAAUAUAAAACAGUCUGUUACCACUUCUCAGCUGUUCUACUACUACUACUACUACUUCUACUACUAUUAUUCUACUACUUCUAUUGCUACUAUAAUUAUUAUUAUUAUUAUUAUUAUUAUUAUUAUAUUGUACAAAAUACACGCACACACAUUAUUAAAAUAAAACGGUUUAUCGUAUAAAA